This is a messenger RNA of Abrus precatorius (Indian licorice), 759 nucleotides long. Its product is annotated as probable WRKY transcription factor 51. Bases 75 to 629 code for a protein of 184 amino acids. Gene Ontology annotation, molecular function: DNA-binding transcription factor activity; sequence-specific DNA binding. Gene Ontology annotation, biological process: regulation of DNA-templated transcription. The transcript is spliced from 3 exons. The record is from RefSeq and is a predicted model, not a curated record. NCBI's taxonomy places the organism in Eukaryota, Viridiplantae, Streptophyta, Magnoliopsida, Fabales, Fabaceae.
CACUCAUAAAAAAGGCCAAAUGCUAUCUAUACCGUAGUCUUUGCACUACCAUUCUCUAUCAACAAAGCAUAGCAAUGGAAUACUAUUUUGAAAACCCUCAUAAUCCAAAUCACCCCAAUUAUGCUCACUCUAUUGAUAUGGUUCCAUCCUCCUCUGACUUCGUGCUAUCCGAUUAUCUCAUCCUCGAUGAUUUUGUUGAUCAUCAAGACUCUCAAUCACAAAGCACUGAAUCAUCGGAGAAGGCUACCUUCAGCGAUGCAAGUCAUGGAUUCAAUGAUGCAACCUCUAGGGACAAUAACAUAAAAUGUAAAAGUGGGAUAAAGCGCAGUAAGGGUGAAGAGAGUCCAAGGAUCGCGUUUAGAACAAAAUCAGAGCUUGAGAUUAUGGAUGAUGGAUACAAGUGGAGGAAGUACGGCAAGAAGUCCGUGAAGAGCAGUCCCAAUCUAAGGAACUAUUACAAAUGUUCAAGUGGAGGAUGCAAAGUGAAGAAAAGGGUGGAAAGGGAUAGAGAUGACUCCAGCUAUGUGAUAACAACUUAUGAAGGUGUGCACAAUCAUGAGUGCCCAUUUACCACUUACUACAGCCAAAUAUCCGUUGUACAUUCAGAUGCUUUUGCAUGUACCAAGUGAAACCAACUCCAAGCCCCUUUCCUCUAAACAGCAAAAGCUUUUGGGAGUCUAAUUAAUCAUAAUUAUUUUCAUGCUGUAAUAGGUUGAAGAGAGCUUGUACUCAAAAUCAUGGUUUUCACUCUGAAUUUCA